AUGUGGCGGCGAGCUAUGACGUCACAGACACGUCAGCAACCUGUCACCCGGAUCUCUCGCGGACGAAGACGCUCGAGAGUAGAGGCGGAGGGUCCGGUAGCUGGCGAAACGGUGACAGCAACAGGAGUGACAGCAACAGGAGUGACAACAACAGGACUGACAACAACAGGAGUGACAACAACAGGACUGACAGCAACAGGAGUGACAACAACAGGAGUGACAACAACAGGACUGACAACAACAGGAGUGACAGCAACAGGAGUGACAGCAACAGGAGUGACAAUAACAGGAGUGACAACAACAGGAGUGACAACAACAGGAGUGACAACAACAGGAGUGACAACAACAGGAGUGACAACAACAAAGAGUGACAACAACAGGAGUGACAGCAACAGGACUGACAACAACAGGAGUAACAUCAACAGGAGUGACAACAACAGGAGUGACAACAACAGGAGUGACAGCAACAGGAGUGACAACAACAGGACUGACAACAACAGGAGUAACAUCAACAGGAGUGACAACAACAGGAGUGACAACAACAGGAGUGACAGCAACAGGAGUGACAACAACAGGACUGACAACAACAGGAGUGCCAACAACAGGAGUGACAACAACAGGAGUGACAACAACAGGAGUAACAUCAACAGGAGUGACAACAACAGGAGUGACAACAACAGGAGUGACAACAACAGGAGUGACAACAACAGGAGUGACAACAGCAGGAGUGACAACAACAGGAGUGACAACAGCAGGAGUGACAACAACAGGAGUGACAACAGCUUGCUGAACGCCCGAGCUAACCGGCAGAUGUUGCAAGAGCUGACGCCUAUGCACAAGCUGACAGCUCCUGACACACCCAGCUCUCGUUCUGCCACCAGGAGCGAUGACGCGACUGACGGUCCGAUUGGAGAGGCACACUGUUCUUCAGUACCUUCACCUAUUAUAACACAAGUGUUUGUAGGUCGGACUAAUAUCACUCCACGAGCAGUCAGACACAAUCCAUACAGUCAUCUAGGCAUUCAAAGUCAACCUUGCAAGGUGUAUGUGAGGAUGAAACACAGGUAA
Molecule: messenger RNA, 1068 nt
Organism: Penaeus monodon (black tiger shrimp)
Lineage: Eukaryota; Metazoa; Arthropoda; Malacostraca; Decapoda; Penaeidae
Exons: 5
Coding region: 1-1068 (355 amino acids)
Source: RefSeq, a predicted model, not a curated record